Molecule: messenger RNA, 1279 nt
Organism: Oppiella nova
Lineage: Eukaryota; Metazoa; Arthropoda; Arachnida; Sarcoptiformes; Oppiidae
Source: the annotation of a GenBank genome assembly
AUGGUUUUAGCCGCCAGCAGCUCCUACUUCGAGAACCUUUUUAUAUCCAAUCCCUGCACACAUCCCAUAAUUAUCCUCAAAGACGUUAGUUUUUCAGACUUGCAGUCUGUUAUUGAUUUCAUAUAUACCGGUGAAGUGAACGUACCUCAGGACCAGUUGAGUUCACUUCUUAAAACUGCGGAAACGCUUAGAAUUAAGGGUCUCACAGAAGUGGCCGACAAGGAGUCAAGGAGUGAACAUUCAGUGCAAUCGAUGGCAACGAGGACUAGAAGAAGAAAACGAAAGCGAAAUAAAUCACAAAACAAUGAAAAUAACUCGAGACUUGAAUGUGCAAUCGAUGGCUCGUUAGCCACACCUGACCAUCAAUUAGAACUAGAAGAUGGCGAAGACAAUGGCUAUACCAUUGAUAACCAUUUAAGAGUUGGACUCAAUAAUAAUUGUUCGACGCCUCAGACCAUCGAAGUGAAUUAUAGUAAUAAUUGCAAUGUUAGGGGUGAGAGACAAAAGAUGACCACAAAUAUCGAUACAAUUACUGUCAACAAAGACAAAGAAUUGACUUUAAAUUUAGAAGACAUCGAACCGACAACACUUUUGGAACAAUCCAUGUCUACACCAGAAAACUCGAGACUUGAAUGUGCAAUCGAUGGCUCGUUAGCCACACCCGACCAUCAAUUAGAACUAGAAGAUGGCGAAGACAAUGGCUAUACCAUUGAUAACCAUUUAAGAGUUGGACUCAAUAAUAAUUGUUCGACGCCUCAGACCAUCGAAGAAUACGAGCAGUUAUUGUCUCAAAUUCAGUCGAAGAAUUUGACCACAUGUCCGGUGUGUUCGAAAGCAUUCAUCAAGAAGUCUAAGCUGAUCCGUCACUAUCACACACACUUCAGUAACUUUAGACCCAAGUUCUCGUGUGGCUGUUGUGGCAAACUAUUCACAACACAAGACUGGUGUAAAAGGCAUGCAUUGAACUGUCAGAGCAAAGUGUCUGCCGUUGGAUUCGUUUAAUUCAUACGAUUCUAUGAGUUAUAGUAAUUAUUUAUUCGUAUUAAUGAUUGUCUUAUGUUUGUUAUACUCAUCGCUUGGAAUCAAUGUAUUACUAUUAGACAAAUCCAAAACUAACCAAACUUAUAUUACUCGCAUUUCUAUUCUACUUAAAGUAAACUUAAUAUCGUAUCGUAGUCUAUUGAAAUGUUUAACUUAAUUUUAAUAGGAAUUAAUUAUAAUGGCAUAAUGACCAAGUUCGUAAUAUGCCUUUUAACUUGUAUGAAAUGAACUACCGUAC